This is a messenger RNA of Patella vulgata (common limpet), 5292 nucleotides long. RefSeq names its product arrestin domain-containing protein 17. The transcript is spliced from 8 exons. The record is from RefSeq and is a predicted model, not a curated record. Gene Ontology annotation, biological process: protein transport. The coding region runs from base 350 to 1528 and encodes 392 amino acids. NCBI's taxonomy places the organism in Eukaryota, Metazoa, Mollusca, Gastropoda, Patellidae. Gene Ontology annotation, cellular component: cytoplasm.
GCCAUAUUAAAUCAUCAACAUCUACUCAGGAGUCAAAAUCAUUUCCAGGAAUAAAUACGGUUUUAGUGAUGUUGUGAAAUAAAUUUAUGUUGAAUGUCAGGAUUCUUUACAUAUGAAACUCUUGUAAAUGAUGAACUUAGAUACUCAAAACCUGGGAAGGUGAGAAAUUGUGUUUUUUUCAGGGGAUUUUAAAAGCCAGAGAUUGACAAAAACAACCCCAUCAUGUUGUAAAUGUUUUUAAAUGCAAGUUUAGUUAUGGGUGUGUACAGUUGUAUAUUACUUUAGCCACUUAAAAAUUGUGAAAUCUGUUUAAUAAGGAACAUCCACAGCAUUUUGUAUGGUAUAAAGAAUGAAGAUAGCACAGUUUUAUAUUUCAUUAGAACGGUGCAAUGGUGUUUAUGAUGCUGGUGAGAAAUUAAUAGGUCAAGUUAUUGUUAAACUGAACAAACCAUUAGAUGUUAAACGUAUUUAUCUGCAUUGUGAAGGCAAAGCCAAGUCACACUGGGACGUCAAUAAAGAUGACAGCAGUAAACAUUAUAAAGCUACAGAAAAUUAUAUAAAUGAAAUUAAAAUAUUAUAUGAUAAUGGCAGUGGUGUAGCUGAAUUUCCAGCAGGUUCCUAUGUUUAUCCAUUUAUAAUAAAUUUACCCAAGUCAAUUCCCUCUUCAUUUGAAGGACGUAAGGGCUACAUACGCUACCUGUGUAAAGCAUACAUUGAUAGAAAUUGGAAGUCAGAAGAAGCAGAGCAUGUGUUUACUAUCAUUCAUCAUUUAGAUUUAAACCACAUUCCUUCUGCUAGGGAACCAUCCAUUAUACAGAAAGAAGAAUCUGUAGAAUCCUGCUGUUGUGACGAAGGUACCGUUUUUCUACAGUUAAAGCUAGAAAAAAGUGGUUUUGUGCCUGGUGAAACAAUUAACUUCACGAUUGACUGUCAUAAUAACUCUAACGUUGAUAUUGGACGAAUCUCUCUUGAUUUACUUCAGAACGUUACUUACCAAGGUUAUUCAGAUUCCUUGUUUUCUUCCGGCUCACCCAAAUAUCACACGAAAACCAUACCUUUAGGGUUGUUUGAAAGUGGUGAAGGAAUAGAAAGCCAUAAAUACACAUCUUUGAAACGCUCUGUUGGAUUACCGGCCAUGCCACCUUCAAGACUAGAAGGUUGUAGCAUUAUAACUACAGAAUAUGAACUUAGUGUAAGUACAUUAAAAGCUGAUUCAGGUUUGAUUGGUAGUAUUGGUUGUAAUAUGUUUAUUUUAAUUGGAACCGUGCCUGUCAGGAUGCCUGUAACUCAUGGACCAGUCAUACGUAGACCUGAAUCUACCGUGUUGUCUCCUGAUCAUAUUAACCCAAUUAUAAAACAUCUAGAUGCUCCUCCUUCUUAUGAAGAAUGUGUUUUAGGAAGUAAAACAGAGCAAGGGGCAAGUGGUACUUCAUAUGAACCUAUAUCAUCACCUAGCUUAGCUGGUGCAUCGCCCGUCGUUACAGUUCAACCUUCAACACAGAAUGCUGCUUUCCAUUUACAAGAUUAAGUAUUUCCUUCAACAAUAUUAAUGCAUAUAUAAUUUUCCAGUAGAAUGAUAUUUGGAAAAUCUGUUCCUUUAAGUAUUGUGACUCAGUGGGUAUGUCACUGGCUCAGUAACUAAAAGGUUCUGGGACCCUUGUACUCAUUGAUGUGCACAUAAAAGAACCCCUGACAGUUGGAAUGUGAUUAAGAGUAGAUGGAAACAGCACUAUCUAGGCAAAGUUUCCCUCAGAAAGUAUGAUAUUGUAAAUGAUUAGGAACACUAUAAUUAAGACUCAAAUUACAUAAUAAGCUCUGCAAAAUUAUACAUAUUUAAUCAUUACAAAGUGUCAACUACUGUGUCUGCCACUGUUAUAUCAGCAUGUGCCACACAUUGCCCAGUGAUGCAUGUGCUCAUUGCAAGUGUACAUGGCAGCUAUAUUAAAAUUUGAAGACUUGUAAAGUGUGCUUUUCUUGAAAUACAUCAUAAGAUAUGUUUCUGGUCACAAAUGGAUUUUCCCUAGUAGGCCAAACCAAUUUGAAAUUUGUUCUUCAGGAACAACUAUUAAAAUUAUGUUAUGUAUUCCUUCAUGGAAAACGUGCACGUUGUAUGAUAAGGCCUGUCAUUGAGUCAACUGGCGUGGUUUCGAAUCCCCAGUUGUACGUGACAAGGAGUAGGGUUGCCUGUCCAACCUCGUGGGUUUUCUCCGGGUCCUCCAGCUUCCUUCCACUGUUAAAGACCCCUAUGUGCAAGAAAUACAAUUAAUCCAUAUGUUAGUCCCGAAAUCCCGUCUUCAUUAGCCCAGGUUAGGAGUAGAACAGUAGGACGUUAAACCCCAUUUCAUUUCAUUUCAUUUCAUUUAGUCCCGAAAUGACCUAGUCUGUGUCGAGUGGAUGUUAAACCCCAUUCUCUCUCUCUCCCUUCAUGGAAAAAAUUAAUUUUAAAACAAAAAGUACUUGAUCUUCUCAAAGGCUUUUAGUUCCACAUUUAAAGUUUGAAAAUUUUAAACAAAAAAAAUAAUUCUUUAAAAAAUAGUUAACAGGACUUAAUUUGCUAUUUAUUUAUCAAUACCUCGAUGAACUAAAAAUUAAUUGAGUUUGGCUUUAUGUAUACAGGGGGAUUGGGUUGCUGAAUGGUUAACGCCUGCGCGUUGUGUGAUAAGGUUUGUCAUUGAGUCAAGUGGGGUGUUUUUGAUUCCCCGCUUGUAUGUGACAAGGAGUAGGGUCGCCUGUCCAACCUCAUGGGUUUUCUCCGAAUUCCUCCCACUGCUAUAGACCCCUAUGCACAAGCGAAUUAUUGAAAUAAAAUUAAACCAUAUGUUAGUCCAGAAAUGACCUAGUUUGUGUCAAGUUAAAGCCCAUUUCUCUCUUUCUUUGUGUAUAUAGGUUCGCAUCUCGUGACUGUUAACGACAUAAUAAUAUGUCCUUAAUUAAUAUUAAUUACAAACUCAAAAUGUGAUACCUCCAUGUUUUUGUGUCAUGUUUUAUAGAUGCUAUAUUUAGUAUAUUUAUUUCAGCAUGAAUAUUUUAUAUGUUGACUGUAUACUUGUGCAAUUGUUUAUAUUUUAUAUUUAUUGUCUAAGUAUUAUUAUGCCAAAUUACUAGUCACUAUAAUUUUUAUUUUAUUUAUCAUAUACAUAUAUAUUUACGUUUUUCACCCGACUUUCAUCAAAGAUCCUAUAUUGAUGUAAACUGUAUAAUUUAACUUUAAUUAUAAUUUAAUAUAUCUAUAUUUACGUUUUUUACCCAGCUUUCAUUAAAGAUCCUAUAUUGAUGUAAACUAUAUAAUUUAAUUUUCUUUGUUAAUUUAUGCCCCUAUAGCUUUUUGUUUUAUUGACCGAAUUUUUAGAUACUGUAGUUACAUUUUUGGAUAGCCGGAGACAUUGCUGAGCAGAUAUCAGUACAAAACCGAUAUUUAUGUUCUUCCCCAACUUUUUUUAAAGAUCCUAUAUUGAUGUAAAUUGUAUAAUUUAGUUUUGUCUAUUAAUUACAACGUAAAAAAUUUCCUUAAUUUCAUUUUUGUUUUAUUUAUCAUAUACAUUAUAUAUUUCUGUUUUCCCAGACUUUCAUUAAAGAUCGUAUAUUGAUGUAAACUGUACGAUUUAGUUUAAUUAUGAUUUAAAAGAUAUUUCAUAAUUCAGUUUAAAGUAAUCAGAAAUGUUUCAAUGAUAUGACCUAACUUUCAUCCAUCUUGGCCUUCACCCAACUAACUAACCUUAUACUAAACUUACGUUGAGAACAGACACUAAGCUAGUUGACCAACAUUUUAAUUCCUAAAUCGACGAUUUUAGUUGAAACCACACAGUAUACUGUACAAAUUUUUAGAAGUAUUUAUUUCGUUUUCAUUUAAUGAAAAAGAAAAAGGUUUAUUUACUCUGUAUGUGUAUAACAGAUGUUAAACGGAGUAGAACCGCAUUACAAAAUAGUAUAUUGAUAUUUAGAUAUGGUGGCCAUUCAGGGCAGAGAUGUAUUCUUGAAGUAGAUAGUUCUCUGUGUGCAGAAUGAACUAACCUUGAUAGUAGUCAAGCUAUACCUAUUACUGUAUGAUCGGGAUCUAACACCGUGACAACAGUUUCAUAGUAAUCCUGUAUAGUUCUUCCAGCUUCCAGUUCAAAGCCAUUCACAUCGUGAAUUUGAACGCGAUACCAACAUGAUAAAUAAAAUAGCCUUACUAUUACCAGUGAUAUGUUUGAGACCUAACACCACAACAACAGUUUCAUACCAGUCAUGUAUAGUAAUUCUGAAGCCAAUCAAAUCUCAAGUUUGGUCACGAUUCAUGAUUCCAAUACAAUAAAGGAAAUAGACUAUUUCCAACGGUAACAGAUCGAGAGAAAGGCUAAAAUGAUUUUUUUUGUUAAAACCAUUUUACAGGCAUCCAUACAUAAUCUAGUCUCUAGUCAAACUGAAUUUAUUAUUGAAAUAACAAAACUAAUAGAAUAAAUCAGGGCUCCCAUUUCAAUCAAGUGUGCCAGUCUUGACAGGGAAAUUGUAUAUGCCAUAAAAUUAGAAUUUCAAAGAAUUUGACCUUAAAACUCGAUAAAUAAAGUUAACACACUAACACUAUUUAUUGAAUAACAAUUACUGGUUUAUUGAUUUGCUAGAUAAAGAUGAGAGUAUGAUCCUCGAAACGUUGUAUAUUAAUAAACCAGUAAUUAUUAUCUAUAAAUAGUGUUAGUGUGUUACUGUUCAAUUACUAAAUGCGACUUAAAGAAAUAAAGUUAAAUUUAUAGUUUUUAUUUGUAAAAACACUUCAUAUUCAUUGGAAAAAAUAUCCUGCUAAUCCAAAGUAACAGAAAUACAUCAAAUAUUGACUGACUGGCAGAAUAUUGAAGAGAAAGCCCUAGCCCCAGUUUCACAAAGCUUCCUCGGGCCUAAGUUAAGAAUUGAAUCAACUAUGAGAAAUAUCUUUGAUCCAGAAACAUAGUUUCUUAUUGAUGUAUUUGAUACAUUAAAACAACAAAAAUUUUAUAAAGUGCUAUAUUUUGGUUAAAAUAAGGCGAACAAUUUUGAGCAAAUGCCUAACUUUAGUCUGAGAAUGUUUUGUGAAAUCAGGGCCUGAUAUAAAUUAUUGUAUAAGUUUAUGUUUCAUUUAUUAAUUUUCUGUUGUUUAUGAUAUACAAGUAGCAAUAGUUGAAGUUGUUAUUGGUGUUAUUUGUAAUAUAAACGUUUGCAUCUUUUGAUGUAUAAUAAACUUCUGUUAAAUUCAUUUUUAAUGUUUUUCUCUUUUUUUUUCUAUGAGAAAAAUAACUGUUAACAUUAUUAUUACUGAUUGGAUUAAACUUAUAAAGUUGA